AAAUUAAUUGUUAGAUUUCCCCCAUGCUCAAAUCUGGCCUGCAGAGGAAAUACAGUUAAUUUUGUAUUGUUUGUUUUUGAAUCUGCUGAGACAAUAAACUUUGUGCAAAAGAAAUGUGUUAAAAAUGAGUGGCCAUGUGAAAAGGUGACAUCUUUCAGGAAGUUGCUUUCAAAUGAGCUACAUUGCUGGUACGAGCAGCUCUUCAGAACUGCAUGGGUGUCUCUGGAGUGCACAUCUCUUCUCUUAUCAACUUAUCUUCUCUUCACCAUGAUAAACACCUUUCACACUGCUUACAAUCCCCCACCAGUGCCUCCUCGGGCAGGAUACAGCAGACCCCAGCCGCCAGGCAACACACCUUUAGUCAAGUUUUUGUCUGUGAUGCUACUGCUUUUAAUUAUACUGACCUUCGGAGGAUUCCUCUACCUGUUCCAGAAACUAAACGUGCAUCAGGAGAAAUACAAUGAAGACAUGGCGAUCCUACAAAGACUACAGGGUUCAGAAGCAACUGAAAAAGUGGCUAGGUUAACUGGAGCGGCAUCUUUCAAAGGACCAGCAGCACACAUGAUUCUUCAGAAUGAACAUACAGCUAAAUCCACAGGUGAGAGAUUAUCAAAUAAACUUCACUGGGACCUAGACCACUCAUUCCUACAGGAUGUCCGGCUCAGCAGUACAAGGGAUACGUUGACCAUUCAAUACCCCGGAAUCUAUUUCAUCUAUUCUCAAGUUACCUUCUCCAAACACUCUGACAGUGCAUUAAAACAAGCUAUAAAGAGCAAAGUACCUCAGGAAAGAAAAAAGGAAGACAAGGAGAUACUCAGGUCUUUUUGCAGCUUGAACACAAACAAUUCACAUUUGUGUACUGCCUCACUGUCAGGGGUGUUUCGGCUAAAGAAAGACCAACAGCUCUAUGUUACAGUAACAAACACAUCAUUGGUGAAUAGAGACUCCUGCAGCUUUGGAUUAUUCAAAUUACAGUAAUGAACACUCUGGAAUUGAACUGGUCAAGAGAUGGAUGAUAUGAGACUUUCAGGGGAUUGACUGGAUCAAAGAGGCACUAUAAUUUAACAUGGAUAAUUAUUACUCAGUGUUAUAAAGACAUGAACCUGAGAUCAUUUCCAGUGAAAACCUCUUCUCAAUGAUACCAUCACACCACAAUCCAAAUUCAGAACAAGCUAGGAAAUCUUGAAAAUCUUACAGGAAUUGGGGACAAUAUUUCAGCUGUAUUAUUCAUUGCAAAUUAUACCCUGAUGAAUACCAGGAAUGUUUUACAACCAUGAAUGCUAGAGUUUGUUGUCAAUUAUUUAUUGCUUCUUUAAUAUUCCUUCUCAUCGUUUGCUCUUCUUAUCUUUUCUGAUUUUCUUUUUAAUAACAAUAUUAAUAAUAAAGUAUUGACCAUAUUUAUUCAGGUAUACCCCAGACAAAAUUAUUGACUUUUGAUUUUUACUUUUAGUACUUGUUUUAAACUCCAGUCCUCUGAACAUACUAAUCUAUGCACUGUACUCAAUUAAAUAGCUACAUUUGAGAUUUUAAGUAUCAGUUACUUCCCAAAGUUCUUGUAUUAUAAACUUUGAUUACAAACUGUAAUCUGUCCCUGCAAAAAAGAGAUGACAACGCAUAGGGUACAACUGGGCUAAAGGCACACCUAAAGGAAAAUUGGCUUUUUUUCUGGUCACAAUGUGUAUCAAGAUUGAAAUAAUAAGUUUGUUUUUAUUGAAUAUGGAUGGAUCAGCAUAAUUUGUGUGAAAAGAAAUAACGGAAGGUUGUUUUGAUUAUUUUUUUUAUUUGUAAGGUGGCGAGGGAGCCUUUUACCCCAAGUAAAAGGCCCCCAGGGGGGUUAAAGUGGUAUCUUGUAAAUAUUGGGACAGUAGUUAUAGGGCAAAAUUUGUCAACUUAGGCAAAUACUUUUGAGACAGUAAGAUGCUUUUUUGAGCAACAUAUUAAGAUAAUGCUUAUUCAAAAUAGCAACUUCAGAAAAAGGGCACAAAUUCCUUUUAAUUUCAAACAUAUUUAUCAUUUCUUAACAUCUCAAAUAUUCUUUAAACAAAUGAAUCUCCAUUGUGACUGGAUCAGACAAUGUGUCUGUGAGGAGGAGGUGGGCGUGAUGAUGCACGCCUGGCGCGGAGUUGUCUAUUCAGCGGGUGAGAGAUACGGAGGGGCCCGGACAGCCGCACGUGUUGUGAUGCAAAGCACUUUUAUGUUAUGUUUGAGUUGUUCUGUCAUUAAAGUUUACGCUGCUGUUCAGCCGGUUCACGCCUCCUCCUUGCCCAUGCUGUGAAACUCGUUACAGUGACUUUGAAUUUUUUUUCAUAAAAAAUCUAUUUCCUUUGUUAAGAAAAAUAUGGGGGCCUUUAGCACCUGCAACAGAGGGGCUUUCUACCACAAAUACUACUCUUUCAAUUACUGGACAGUUAUUGAAAAACUUUUUAUUAAAUCACAUUGAACAUAACGGAAAAUAUUAAGUACUUUAAAUAAAUGUGAUAAUUUCACGGAUUCCAAUUAGCUACAUACAUUUGCAAAAUGUUUAAUUUGAUUAAUUAUUAGAUCAAAUUACCUCAAAAUCAAACUUUAGACAUUGCACACAAUGAUCUCAGGAGUCAUGCGUAUUUUGCAGUGUAAAGUGACAAACAGGUUUUUGAGAAAGUGAUGUUGUAGUUUUUUGUUGCUGUU
Myxocyprinus asiaticus (Chinese sucker) is the source of this 2667-nucleotide messenger RNA. It is a transcript of the gene cd40lg, whose product is annotated as CD40 ligand. The coding region runs from base 268 to 978 and encodes 236 amino acids. The record is from RefSeq and is a predicted model, not a curated record. Gene Ontology annotation, molecular function: tumor necrosis factor receptor binding. Gene Ontology annotation, cellular component: membrane. The transcript has 5 exons. Gene Ontology annotation, biological process: immune response. NCBI's taxonomy places the organism in Eukaryota, Metazoa, Chordata, Actinopteri, Cypriniformes, Catostomidae.